Dermacentor andersoni is the source of this 3146-nucleotide messenger RNA. Its product is annotated as glycogen synthase kinase-3 beta-like. Gene Ontology annotation, molecular function: protein serine/threonine kinase activity; ATP binding. The record is from RefSeq and is a predicted model, not a curated record. NCBI's taxonomy places the organism in Eukaryota, Metazoa, Arthropoda, Arachnida, Ixodida, Ixodidae. Gene Ontology annotation, biological process: peptidyl-threonine phosphorylation; signal transduction; cell differentiation. Gene Ontology annotation, cellular component: nucleus; axon; cytosol.
UCCCGAACACGAGCCGAGGGUGACGUUUAGGUCAAUGCCUGUGCGCUGCGCGUACGGAUUUACGUUACCGCCGGAGUACCGCUGGUUAGCGAAGAGAAACCCGGCGCCGUGCUACGGAGUCGAGUGGAGACCAGCGAACAUGGUCACCCGGAGGCCCGAACUGGGACGAGGUCGGCCUCGAGUGACUGUGUAGGGCAGGCGGUGCGGUAUCGACAGCUGAAUGCUAGGCCUAAACAGAACUGCCGUCUGCCGAAGAACCGUGAUGUAGAAGUCACAAGGAACUUUGAUCUUCCCAAGCGUACGUUAUAAUGAGUGGACGGCCGAGGACGACUUCCUUUGCUGAAGGGAACAAGCAGCCUCAACAGCCGAAUUUUCUCGCUGGAGUGAAAAUAACCAAUUCGGAUCUGGAUCUGGCUACCAAUAUCAUAAACGAGCUCGACCUGGUGCCCGGCAAGGACGGCGCCAAGGUGACCACGGUGCUGGCCACCCCGGGCCAGGGGCCGGACCGGCCGCAGGAGGUGUCUUACUGCGAUACCAAGGUGAUCGGCAAUGGCUCCUUUGGGGUGGUGUACCAGGCGCGGCUGCUCGACUCGGGCCAGCUGGUGGCCAUUAAGAAGGUGCUGCAGGACAAGCGCUUCAAGAACCGCGAGCUGCAGAUCAUGCGCCGCUUGGACCACUGUAACAUAGUGAAGCUCAAGUACUUCUUCUACUCGAGCGGCGACAAGAAAGACGAGGUGUACCUGAACCUGGUGCUCGAGUACAUCCCCGAGACUGUGUACCGGGUGGCGCGCCACUACAGCAAGUCCAAGCAGACCAUCCCGAUCUCCUUCAUCAAGCUCUACAUGUACCAGCUGUUUAGAAGUCUGGCAUACAUCCACUCUCUGGGCAUUUGCCAUCGGGACAUCAAACCACAGAACCUGCUGCUCGACCCCGAGACGGGAGUCCUCAAGCUGUGCGACUUUGGCAGCGCCAAGCUGCUAAUCAAGGGAGAGCCCAAUGUGUCGUACAUCUGCUCACGCUACUACCGGGCCCCGGAGCUGAUCUUUGGUGCCACGGACUACACGACCAUGAUUGACGUGUGGUCGGCGGGUUGCGUGCUUGCCGAGCUGCUGCUGGGCCAGCCCAUCUUCCCCGGCGACAGCGGUGUGGACCAGCUGGUGGAGAUCAUCAAGGUGCUGGGCACGCCCUCCAAGGAGCAGAUCCGUGAGAUGAAUCGCAACUACACGGAAUUCAAGUUCCCCCAGAUCAAGGCACACCCGUGGCACAAGGUGUUCCGGGCACGGACACCCCCCGAGGCCAUUGACCUGGUGGCCCGACUCCUCGAGUACACACCCAGCGCACGCAUUGGCCCCCUGCAGGCCUGCGCGCACACCUUCUUCGACGAGCUGCGGGAACCAGGCACCAGGCUGCCCAAUGGCCGCGAGCUGCCCCCCCUCUUUGACUUCACGCCCCACGAGCUCUCUCUGGAGCCACAGCUGAAUGCCACGCUGAUUCCAGCGCAUCUGCGAGGUGGCGAGGCUGCUCCCGCAGCGGGGGCAGCAGGGUCGUCAUCUGAGCCGGCCGAAGCAUCCACCUCCAACAGUGGCCCCGUGUAAAUAAAGUGUGUGUGUACAUAGGCGUGUACAUACCCUGCGGGAGGAGGGCCCCCCACACCCGCUAUUUAUUGUGUGGCAUUAGAGUUUUAGACGUGUAGCGCCAGAAAUAAACGUUUCCCAUCUGCCUCCUCUGUCCCUUGACCCUUAACAACUUGCUCUCCUACACAGAGGUUGGAAUGGGCAGCUUUCGUUUCGGGUAGCAUGGCUGUUAUGUAAAGUGCAGGGGUGUCAGUGGUAAGAGGAGAGGUUUGCUUGCUUCCGCAGAAAUUGAAUGACCAUGACUGAAGGCACUGUGGCUUGUCUGGUGAACUGGCACUGUUGGUUCAGAAGUGCUGAUAAGUGUUGGAGCUCAGCGGUGAACAGAAGGUGUGGUGGUUCCUCUGACCCCAGGAACGACUCUGAACAACCAAUGAGAGAUUCAGUGGGCACAUAUGGCUUGGAGCAGCUGCUUUAUGGCUUUUUUUUUUUCUUCCCUGCAUUUGUGCGCCGUUGCCACUGUUGUACUGUGAAUGUGAAACUAUGUGGCAGUCCAGCCAUGUCGACGAGUGUGUAAAACUUUAGCACGUGUGAUAACUCGGGCACUUUGCACACUGUGGAUUAGCACGGAAGAGUGGCCUGCCCUGUCUCGGAACUUGCAAGCGCAUCACCACAGCUUGCAGUGAUCUGGUCAAGGAAACGUGUUUCACUUAAUCUAGGGAUCAGAGAUCAUUCCACAUUCACGCUCUCUUUCAGUUUGUCCAACUUGCACGUGCAGGAGUGAUUGCUGCGCUGUUUGAACUCCUUGUCUUCUAAUCUAGUUCUUGUAUCCGGCCACCUGGCAGAGGCUGUAGUCACCAUAAGGGUAUGUGUGUGUGUACGUGCGAACCGGAGCUAGGAACUUGUCAAGAAAUCAUUGUUAGUGGUCAUUGGAGAUUUCGCUAAUAGAAUUUGCACAUGCCACUGUGCUGGGAUUCCCACAUCAUGUGGCCUUUUGCUCUACAUGUGUGGCAGAGUUGUGACAAAAUUAGUUGAACAAGAGUGCACAGAUUUCAAUUCAUUAGCUCUAUAUAGUUCAAUAUAUCAUACCUAUUCAUUACUGAGAGAAAAAUUGUUUGCUGCAGUGGGAACCCCGUGCACUCUCCCAUUUCUGUUAGUGACUGCCUGCUGUGCGUUUUUGUGUACUUACACUUUUGCCUACAUCUUUUUCUAUUCAAGCGAAGCACCCAUUUUUUCAUGAAGUCCUUAAUGUGCCUGUUUGAACAGUGCGUUCACGUUUCAGGCGAAGAACCACAUAACAUUAUAUUGCACUCGGCAGGCGGUUACACAAGAAAUUUCUUGAAGCAACUUUGCCAAUUUUUCAAUAUUUACUACAUAAUGCCUUACUGGCAAAGCAAGUAUGUGCAAUUUGCGAGGCAUUAAUUGUGGACUCGUGUAGGCUUUGCCACGCUGACUUUGGAAGGAUUGUCGCUUGAACUUAGCACCCUGUUGUAAAUGUUUGUUUUUGUUCAGGUUUAUUUAAAUGUGUGUAUUUAUUAAAAAAACAUUCGUUCUUUGAAUGUUUGCUCCUGGCAA